UUCACAGUUGCGUUUUGUCGGUGGUGUUAGGUGUGUGUGAGUUUUCUAUUUCUUUAAGUUAUUUUACAUUCAUUUGAGGAUAACACGUUUAUUAAAACAAUAGUCAUCGUAAAUGAACUAAACUAUAUCGAAGAAUUCAAUAUGUGUAGUGUAUAAACUGUGUCAUAGAUAUAUUUUCAAGUGUAUUAUAUAUUUACUGAAUUCUUGGUAAUUCGGAUUUUACCGCUGUAUACUUUGGAUGUGACAAUAAUGUUGUUGCUUGUGGCUUUCGGUCUGGUCGCAAGCGCAACGUACGCGCACGCAGGUUACUGUUCGAGGAAUACGUUUCCAACUAAUUCAUCAUGGAUGCACUUUACAAAGGAGCCAAUUCCGUUCGAGUAUGGAUUUCAGGAUAAGUUCAAGAGUAUACAUUGUUGUGUCAAAGGAUAUAGGAGUAUUGAAUGGUUCAAAGAUGGCGUGGCGUAUCCAUGGUCUACUGGGGUAUCUAACUUGAUCCUGUACCCUGAGGCAGCCAAUCAAACGCUUUACACACGUCGAGCAUCUCAGUCAGAUUCGGGAAAUUACACUUGCAGACUCAGCAAUGAAUCCAAUAGUGAAACGCACACACUACGACUAGAUAUAUUAGAAAAGCCGACUGACACACCUAAGACGAUGUUUAUCUCCAAGGAUCAGUGGGUGGAAGAGGGGAGUGGAUUACGCCUCUUCUGUGAAGCUCUCAUUAGUAGAUCGUACUUAGCCGACGCACGGAGUGACCUUCGCUGGUGGAAGAUGUGGCCUAAUGGUUCUGAGGGAGACUUGUUACCCUCGCAAAAUGAAGUGAAGACUGUCAGAGAUGACAUAGAAGAUAUAAUUGGUUCAUAUCUAAGUAUUGAAAAAUUAUCCGCCCAAGACUACGGGACGUACGCGUGUGUGGUACACAGCAAUGAUGUUGUGUCCAGGAGCUAUGUCACGGUUCAUUAUAAGAAUCGCGAAUGGUUAAGUUCUGAAGUGUGGUGUGGUACCAGCGAAGUCCAUUGGCGUACGAUAGCAUUGGGUGGGGCUGCGGCAGUUUUGCUGCUGAUAUCAGCGCUGGUGAUGCACCGGCGUUGUACACCGCGGUUGCUGCUCGCUGCUCGGCAGGCUCGGGCAAGGGCGGCGGCUUCCCAACAUAGAGCGAGAGUUCUUGAGAAAGAGUUCGACGUGUUGGUCUGUUGGACGUCCGUGGAUGCCGAGUUGGUCCGUGGUGCCUUACUCCCCACUCUGGCCUGCAAAUACAAUUAUCGCGUACACACCGCGGUGCUGUCCACGAGCCCGGACAAUUGGUACAAGGAAAUAGUGUGCGAGGCGGCCCGUUGCCGUUCAGUAGUGGCCGUCUUGUCUCCAGCUCAAUACUCGUCUCCACACCAGUUGCUGACGGCUCUGUGCCAGCUUAGGGCGUUGCCUCAGCCGCCUGUUGUCGUCUUGCUGCAGGACCUGCCAAAGUUGAAGCGCGAAGCAAAAGACGGCGGCGAACGUUUCGUAGAAGUGGUCAGGCGCACGCGUCUCAUCCCCUGGCGUCAUGUUCACGAUCGCUCCUUCUGGACAGCGUUGAGAUUGGCUUUGCCACUUCCACCGGCCAAUGACGCCUCACCACAGCACGAAAAAUCGUCCAUCCCAGCGGACCAGGAUUGUAAAAACUCACGUUCCGGAAGUCUGACAGCACUUGUAUGAGUUUCAUUGUUUGCGCGAUGUGUAAUAGUGUUUUUUAGUGGCUGACACUAGUGCUAAUUGAAGACUGUUGACACCUUCUCCGUGUCAAAAAUAUCGUAUGACAACUCGGUGUAUUUCGAUUAAGGCCCGUCAACUUAGGUUUCGGGAGCUGUCAAGCCAUUUUGACAUUUCAAGUUUAUUGAUAUUAACGGGCCUUAGAGUGAAAAUGAGAUUAAUCUUUUGAAGGCAAAUGAAUAGUUUUCUGGGAUCUCGUUGUCUUCUUAUGCAUUUCUCUUUUCUCUUUCUCGUGCCAAAGGGAAAUUAACAUGACAAAUUAAAAUUUUCGUUUGUAAUUUCUAGUAUUUAUUUUAUUUAUCUUUCGAAUUUUAGCCCGUUUGCGAUUGUCAGUUACAAUUGACAUUAUCAGCCGUUGUCAACUUUACAAUUGACAUUAUCAGCCGUUGUCAACAUUACAAUUGACAUUAUCAGCGGCUGUCAACUUGACUAGACUGUUGAUUUGACUUCACUCAACUUUUUUACAAAUUCUCUUAAACGUUCAUAUGAACAGUAAGCCAAGGCUGUCAGCCAGUACCCAUUAUCAGUCGUUGUCAUUUGAUAAUCGCACCUAUCGGGCUAGCUAG
Messenger RNA from Pieris brassicae (large cabbage white), 2309 nucleotides. RefSeq lists its product as uncharacterized. Lineage: Eukaryota; Metazoa; Arthropoda; Insecta; Lepidoptera; Pieridae. The record is from RefSeq and is a predicted model, not a curated record. The coding region runs from base 250 to 1689 and encodes 479 amino acids. The transcript is spliced from 11 exons.